Pyrus x bretschneideri (Chinese white pear) is the source of this 1737-nucleotide messenger RNA. RefSeq names its product pentatricopeptide repeat-containing protein At5g65560-like. The record is from RefSeq and is a predicted model, not a curated record. The transcript has 2 exons. NCBI's taxonomy places the organism in Eukaryota, Viridiplantae, Streptophyta, Magnoliopsida, Rosales, Rosaceae. Gene Ontology annotation, molecular function: protein binding. Bases 1 to 1737 code for a protein of 578 amino acids.
AUGCACCACAAGUCUCUCACAAACGAUUACACUCCCCCAACUAUAGGAUUCCGUGGUAAUAUCUCUCAUAUUCCAUUCUCUCUGUUAAACGAAUCCUUUCACCAAAAUAAGCUUAAUUAUGCCAGAAAGGUGCUAAACCGGAUGCUGGAGAAAGGAUUGGGUCUUAAUGUCGCCACAUACAAUGCAUUAAUUAAUGGGUAUCGCGAGGAUGGAGCAGUUGAGGCUGCACAUGAAAUUUUGGCUUUGAUGGAAUCAAAUGCUUGUUGUCCAGAUGUUUACACACUCAGUGCAUUGAUUGACGGGCUGUGUAAAAGGAAUAAUGUGCACCAGACAAUGGCACUGCUUAAUAAAAUGCUUGAACUGAAGCUCUCACCAAACUUGGUAACAUAUAACUCGUUAAUCCAUGGACAGUGUAAAGCAGAUCAUUUCGAUAGUGCUUGUAGGUUGCUUAAUUUGAUGACUCAUAGUGGUUUGGCUCCUGACCAGAUUACUUACUGUGCUUUCAUCGACAGUCUCUGUAAGUGGAACAGAUUACCGGAAGCUCAAACCAUGUUUGAUACUCUCAAGAAGAAUGGCAUCAAGUCAAGUACAGAGAUGUUUACUGCUUUAAUUGAUGGUUACUGCAAGAUUUGGAAAAUCGAUGCCGCCCUUUCUUUAUUUGAUCAAAUGCUCACUGAGGAUUGUUUGCCAAACUCAUAUGCCAUCAAUGCCUUGAUACAUGGGCUAUUCAAAGAGAGAAACAUGAUGGAAGCAUCCUCAGUCAUGGAAAAAAUGUUAAGUAUAGGUGUGAAGCCUACAGUCCCUCAUUACAAUAUUUUAAUUAAUCGUGUUCUGAAAGAAGGUGAAUUUGAUCGUGCUCAUGAGCUUCUCAAUAAAAUGGUUUCUGUCGGUAACCAACCUACUGUAAUUACUUACAACACAUUUAUUGAGGCAUAUUGCGCGCUUGGGAAUAUAAAGGAAGCGGAGAAGGUGAUGAUUAAGAUGAAUGUAGAAGGAAUUUCUGCAGAUUCAUUGACUUACACAUUUUUAAUUGAUGCAUAUGUCCGUAUGGGAUUAAUUGAUUGUGCUUUUGAUGUUCUUAAGCGCAUGUUUGGUUCUGGUUGUGAGCCUUGUCAUCGUACCUAUUCCUUUCUAAACAAACAUCUCUCAAAUGAAAAGUUGGUCAUGACAAACAGUAAAGCAGUGGGUCUCGAUAUCAUGUUAAAUGUCUCUGGCAAUAUUACUGAUAUAUGGAAGACCAAGGAUUUUGGAAUUGCUUUGGAGCUGUUUGAGAAGAUGGUUGGACAUGGUUGUGCUCCCAAUAUGAACACUUAUGGCGAGCUUAUAAUAAGACUUUGCAAAGAGAGAAACUUGAGAGAUAUGGGUAUUUCUCCUAACGAAGGUAUUUAUAUUUCUCUUGUUAAUUGUUGCUGUGAGAUGCAAGUAUACGGAGAGGCAGCAAUGCUAGUGCAUACUAUGAUUGAGCAUGGUUAUUUACCAGCAUUGGAGUCAUGCAAGUUGCUUGUAUGUGGACUUUUUGAUGAAGAGGACGACGAGAAGGCUAAGGCAGUUUUUUGUAGUAUGCUUCGCUGUGGUUAUAACUAUGAUGAAGUUGCUUGGAAACUUCUCCUUGAUGGUUUGGUUAAGAGGGGCCAUUUAAAUAGAGGAUCAGAGCUGCUAAAAAUCAUGGAGAAGAUGGGUUGCCAGCUUUAUCCAGAGACAAAUAGAAUGUUGACCGAGGGACUUAAUGGAACAUGA